AUGUCGUCACAGGAGGAACUCCCAAUGAGGGCCUCCGAGCUUGGAUACGACAUAACCAAACUCGGGUUGGCCGUCAUCCCCCGGGCCAUUCGAGAUAUGAAGAUUCGGAGAGUCGACUUCGAGUCGGACUACAACGAGUACCAGUCAGUGCGCAUCUGGAUGGAGUUCCAAAGCCAGAUCCUCCCCAGCGAAGAACGGUACCGCCCGGCCAGUCUGAUUGUGGCACCCUGCGACUUCAGGGGAGUGUCAACGAGCGCGAUUCGCGUGUGCCCGCUUAAAUGCAAGCCAGACAUCGUGGUUGUCGACCUGCUUCAGACACUAGUGAAGCACGAUAUGCAAUACUUCGACUUCAUCGGCCUGGAUGGCUGUCGCGACUUUGUAACCCAAGCAGUUUAUCAGUUCCGCGAGGCCGGGUACGUGGAGACUUCUAUCGACAAAUCCCCCUGGAUCGAAGAGGGAUUCCCGGUCAGCGACGCAUUCGCCGCCAUGGGGCUGCGCUUCCAGGGCGAGCCCCGCGGACUGCCGUUCGCAUGUCCCAUCGACGCGGGCCGUUUCGGUAAGUACACGCGCGUGGUGACUUCCGCGAUGCCCUACGUCGGCACGUGGAGGGCCCGCGAACUCGAGGAGGAGCAGCUUGGGUGGGAAUGACGAGAGACACUACCUAAUUAUUCAAGUUCCAGGGCAAGCUCCGGGGCAAGUUUUGGAAGCCUCGGGAAGUUUGCGGCAAGUCGCAGAGGACAGGAAGUUGGUAAUUGGUAAUAGGUCACGACGAGCGAACGCCCCUUUUGAUACUCUUCAUUAUUUCUACUCCUUAAUAUGUCACCAGAUAAUUUGCUAUGCGUUGCCCGUUCCACUUCUUGAUAAUAUUUGCUGCUGCUGUCUUUUCAUUCGGAAUCUAUGCAACAAUCCAUCCACACGGUCGACUCCUAAUCUAUU
Phialemonium atrogriseum is the source of this 936-nucleotide messenger RNA. RefSeq lists its product as uncharacterized. Lineage: Eukaryota; Fungi; Ascomycota; Sordariomycetes; Cephalothecales; Cephalothecaceae. The transcript has 3 exons. The record is from RefSeq and is a predicted model, not a curated record. Bases 1 to 648 code for a protein of 215 amino acids.